GUGGUAAGAGGACGCCGAGAGAGCCCCGGACCCACCGAGCAGCUCCAAGGCCAUGGCGGGACACCCGAAAGAGAGGGUGGUCACAGAUGAGGUCCAUCAGAACCAGAUCUUGCGGGAGCUGUACCUCAAAGAGUUACGAACCCAGAAACUCUACACUCAGUACCACGUGAAUCCCCUGCGCAAGGUUCACAGGAUAACGAGGAAGCCCAUGUCUUGGCAUGAUAACCUGGAGGAACCCGCAGACGCCAGGUUUCUGAAUCUCAUUCACCAUGCUGCCCAGGGGCCAAGGAAGAAGUACCCGGAGGCACAAACUGAAAACCAGGAAAUUGGGUGGGACUCAGAGCCCUUGGUCGACCCGGAACGCAGUGACCACAGAAUGAACCACUUUAGGGUCUACAAUGACAUCACUCUGUACAAAGCUAAAAUGUGGAGCUUGGGAGAAGAUGAUCGCCACGAGUAG
Molecule: messenger RNA, 460 nt
Organism: Piliocolobus tephrosceles (Ugandan red Colobus)
Lineage: Eukaryota; Metazoa; Chordata; Mammalia; Primates; Cercopithecidae
Product: protein FAM183BP
Exons: 1
Coding region: 53-460 (135 amino acids)
Cellular component (GO): ciliary base
Source: RefSeq, a predicted model, not a curated record